AAUCCACCGAAGUCAUCCGAAAGUAGACGUUCUUCUGCAAAACAUCAAACCGAAUUUUCCUUCUAUCCUUAAUUAAUUGGAUCACUUUUUUUUUGUGUAAUUUGGUGUCACGUUUUUCAUUGCCGUUGAGGAAUUAUUUUCCUCCUCAUUCGCUACAGUAAGAUGAAAAUAAGAAAAGCAAAAAGCUUUCUUUUGCUCGCUUGCAUUUUAUUGCUGACAAAUUUGACCUAUGCUGAUGACGAUGGAGUAACGGUGGAAACGGAAGAGGAUACCUCCGAAAGCUCAGCUGCGAAUGACCUCUCAUACGAAAGCCCAUACGCUGACCCUGCCAAGUUCUACUUUGCUGACCAUUUCGACGAUUUGGAACAAUUCGCUUCCAAGUGGAUCAAAUCUCAGGCAAAAAAAGAUGACACUGCUGACGAGAUCGCCAAGUACGAUGGCGAGUGGGACGUUGAGCUACCCAAGAGACCUCUGCUACCAAACGAUUUAGGUCUGGUACUGAAAUCGAAGGCCAAGCACGCCGCCAUUGCAUCGCGCCUGAAUCGCCCGUUCGUUUUUUCCGAUAAACCCCUGGUAGUGCAGUACGAAGUGAACCUACAGGAUGGUCAAGAGUGCGGUGGUUCAUACAUCAAGCUGCUUUCGUCCGGAAAAGAGACAACAGAUCUUAAACAGUUCAGGGACAAAACACCCUACACGAUCAUGUUUGGGCCAGAUAAAUGUGGCAAUGAUAUCAAGUUGCAUUUUAUUUUCCGCCAUGUUAAUCCCAUUAACGGUACCAUCACAGAAAAGCAUUGCAGGAAAGCAAAGGAUCGUCUGGAUGACCCAUUUAAGGACAAGCAACCGCAUCUGUACCAGCUCGUGGUACGCCCAGAUAAUACUUAUGUAAUCCGUGUUGACCAUAAAAUAAUCAAUGAGGGUUCACUGUUUACCGAGUUCACGCCUCCGGUAAAUCCUCCGAAGGAAAUCGAUGACCCAACCGACUUCAAGCCGGAAAAUUGGGAUGAACGGGAAAAGAUUCCGGACCCUGAUGCCAACAAGCCGGACGACUGGAAUGAAGAUGAACCACCACAAAUCCCUGAUCCCAGCGCGUCCAAGCCGGAAGGAUGGCUCGAUGACGUUGAAGAAAUGAUUCCUGACCCCAAUGCGGAAAAGCCAGCUGAUUGGGAUGUGGAAAUGGACGGAGAGUGGGAAGCACCGCUCAUUGCUAAUCCCGCUUGUGAAAAGGCAGUCGGAUGUGGCCUAUGGAAGGCACCCAUGGUUUCCAAUCCCAACUACAAAGGCAAAUGGCGUGCACCACUUAUUGAUAACCCCAACUAUCAGGGCAAGUGGGCUCCGAGGAAAAUACCUAACCCGGACUUCUUCGAAGACAAAAACCCCUUCAAGAUGACUACCAUUGCCGCCAUUGGUAUCGAACUUUGGUCAAUGUCCAGUGAUAUUCUUUUUGAUAACCUCAUCAUCGUCGAUGAUGAAACCCUGGCUAGAGAUUGGGCAGCACAAACCUAUGAUUUGAAGAGAAAGCUCAUCGAUAGAGAAGCGAAUACUUUAUGGGAUCGCGCGAUGAGGUAUAUGGGAUACAAACCAGGAUAUUGGUUCGCGUACUUUGUUUACUGCUCUAUCCCUGUCAUCGCAUAUGUCUGGUUCCUGCUCAAGCGCCGAGAUAAAGAGAGCACAGCGUCUCCAACGGCACGUGCCAAGAAAACCGAUGAGUAUGUUCCUGAUGACAGUGAAGCCAAAGAUGACACAGUCAAAUCGAAAGCCAACCUAAACUCAAACGAAGAAGACCGGUUGCAAUCAGAAGCCGCAGAUGCAGAAGAGGCGGAAAACGAUAACUACGAAGACGAGGAAGAAGAUGAAGAUGAAGAGGAAGCAGAUGAGACUGAAGGUGUCCCGGAAGGCAAAGAGGUAGCUGAUGAUCUGCACGCAGAUAAUAGUCCAACGACGAAGGAAGCAGAAGGAGGAGUCAAGAAACGGAAGCCUAGGAGAGAGUAGAACGUUCGCAUUUCUUGCUUUCCUACUUAUUUUAUUUAACGGAUUCUCAUUAUCUCCUGUCUAAUGUGACUUUCCAAACCAAAAUAAUCAUUCUUUUACUCAUACCAUUCAACAAAGAGGAAAACCAAUGUGCGAUAUCAGUAUGGUAACAUUUCUUAUUUAGUUCGAAUUUAAAUGCAUACUAUUUUGCAUUGCGAAUGGAUAAGUGUCGUUAAUAGGUUAGGGUUUCAUAUAAAUUAUCAACUAUUUUGAAGCGCGUUUGUCUAUCGUAUUGCACAUAUUGGAAAGUCAUCAUCAAUAAAUGUGUGUACCAUUCGUGCCAGAUUAGUUUGGCUCAAUAUGAAUACAAAA
Molecule: messenger RNA, 2340 nt
Organism: Aedes albopictus (Asian tiger mosquito)
Lineage: Eukaryota; Metazoa; Arthropoda; Insecta; Diptera; Culicidae
Product: calnexin
Exons: 7
Coding region: 163-1989 (608 amino acids)
Biological process (GO): protein folding
Cellular component (GO): endoplasmic reticulum; endoplasmic reticulum membrane
Molecular function (GO): calcium ion binding
Source: RefSeq, a predicted model, not a curated record